Messenger RNA from Cryptococcus amylolentus CBS 6039, 7060 nucleotides. RefSeq lists its product as hypothetical. The transcript has 12 exons. NCBI's taxonomy places the organism in Eukaryota, Fungi, Basidiomycota, Tremellomycetes, Tremellales, Cryptococcaceae. The record is from RefSeq and is a predicted model, not a curated record. Bases 159 to 6866 code for a protein of 2235 amino acids. Gene Ontology annotation, biological process: fatty acid biosynthetic process. Gene Ontology annotation, molecular function: ATP binding; acetyl-CoA carboxylase activity; metal ion binding.
CUACCGCCCAUCUCUCUCUAUCACCCAACGUAUUCUAUCUCCAUCUCUCAUCCUCCUCUCUCCCUGCCCCGCCGAGCCCCUCCAAGAGAGCCCCGCCCCUCACGCCCUCCUCACCACACUCCCCCGCCAAAAUCCACCCCCGAGGGUCAUAGUCCACCAUGUCUUCGGCCACUCCCAACGGGGCUGCCGUGAAUGGCCACACCGAUAAAUACGAUCACUCCAACGUCGCCCAGUUCAUCGGCGCGAACAGCGUUGAAACUGCUCCUUCAGGACGGGUCACAGACUUUGUCAAGGCCCAGAAGGGUCACACUGUUAUCACCAAGGUCUUGAUUGCCAACAACGGUAUCGCCGCCGUCAAGGAAAUCAGGUCUAUCCGAAAAUGGUCCUACGAGACCUUUGGCGAUGAGCGCAAGAUCGAGUUCACCGUCAUGGCUACCCCCGAAGACUUGCGAAUCAACGCCGAGUACAUUCGAAUGGCCGACAGAUAUGUCGAGGUGCCGGGGGGUUCCAACAACAACAAUUAUGCCAACGUCGACUUUAUUGUCGAUGUCGCCGAGCGAGCGGGUGUCCACGCCGUCUGGGCUGGUUGGGGUCAUGCCUCUGAAAACCCUCGUCUUCCCGAGACUCUUGCCAAAUCCAAGAUCAUCUUUAUCGGUCCUCCCGGCUCCGCUAUGCGAUCUCUCGGUGACAAGAUUUCUUCUACAAUUGUUGCUCAGCACGCCGAAGUGCCCUGUAUGCCCUGGUCCGGUACCGGCAUUUCCGACACCAUGCUCUCCCCUCAAGGGUUCGUGACCGUCCCCGACAAGGCUUACGAGGAUGCGUGUGUCCACUCUUGGGACCAGGGUCUUGAGAAGGCAGAGUCGAUUGGAUGGCCCGUCAUGAUCAAGGCUAGUGAAGGUGGUGGUGGAAAGGGUAUCCGAAUGGUGGAUGACCCAGAAAAGUUCAAGAAUGCGUUCCAGGCGGUUGCGGGAGAAGUUCCUGGCUCGCCCAUCUUCAUCAUGAAGCUCGCUGGCUCUGCCCGACAUCUCGAGGUCCAGCUCAUUGCCGACCAGUACGGCAACGCAAUCUCCCUUUUCGGUCGAGACUGUUCCGUCCAACGUCGACACCAAAAGAUUAUCGAAGAGGCUCCUGUCACUAUUGCCAGGCCUGAGAAGUUCGAAGAGAUGGAGAAGGCCGCUGUCCGACUCGCCAAAUUGGUCGGUUACGUCUCUGCCGGUACCGUCGAGUACCUCUACUCUCACCAGGACGACAAGUUCUACUUCCUCGAAUUGAACCCCCGUCUCCAAGUAGAGCACCCCACCACUGAAAUGGUCAGUGGAUGCAACAUUCCCGCUGUCCAGCUCCAGAUUGCUAUGGGCAUCCCUCUCCACCGAAUCCGCGACAUCCGUACCCUGUACGGCAUGGACCCUCACGGUAUCACCGACAUUGACUUUGACGGCGACAAGCCCGAGUCUGUCAACACCCAGCGCAAGCCCAAGCCCAAGGGUCACGUUAUCGCCUGUCGUAUCACUGGUGAAAACCCCGAUGCUGGUUUCAAGCCCUCCUCUGGUGCUCUUACCGAGCUCAACUUCCGUUCCAACUCGAACGUCUGGGGUUACUUUUCCGUCUCUUCUGCGGGUGGUCUCCACGAGUAUGCCGACUCUCAGUUCGGUCACAUCUUUGCGUACGGUAUGGAGAGAAGCGAGGCGCGAAAGUCCAUGGUCGUUGCUCUCAAGGAAUUGAGUAUUCGAGGUGAAUUCAGGACUACCGUCGAGUACCUCAUCAAAUUGCUCGAGAAGCCCGAGUUCGAAAACAACACCCUCACCACUCAGUGGCUUGAUGGUCUUAUUGCCGAGGGUAUGACCUCUGAGCGUCCCGACCCUACCGUCGCUGUCGUCUGCGGUGCUGUCGUCAAGGCCUACCUCGCCUUUGAGGCCUCCAUCUCCAAGUACAGGUCCGUCCUCGAGAAGGGUCAGGUCCCUCCCAAGGACUCUCUCCAGACCUUCUUCAAGAGCGAGUUCAUCUACGAAAAUGUGCGAUACUCGUUCGCCAUGGCCAAGUCUUCCGAGUACUCUUUCACGCUCUACCUCAACGGUAGCCCCAUCUUUGUCGGCUGCCGAGGUUUGAGCGACGGUGGUCUUUUGAUCUCUCUCGAGGGUGCUUCCCACACCGUCUACUACCGUGAAGAGGUGGGCGCUAUGGUGCUUUCCGUCGACUCCAAGACUACCGUUAUCGAGGACGAGCAGGACCCCACUCAGCUCCGAAGCCCUUCGCCCGGUAAACUCGUGCGAUACCUCAUCGACUCUGGUGACCACGUCGACGCUGGGGAGGCUUAUGCCGAGAUUGAGGUCAUGAAGAUGAUCAUGCCCGUGACUGCCAGCGAGAGUGGUAUCGCCCAGUUCAUGAAGCAGCCCGGACAGACCCUGUCUUCUGGCGAGUUGCUCGGUAUCUUGACCCUUGACGACCCCACCAAGGUCAAGUUUGCCAAGCCUUUCGAGGGUAUUCUUCCCACUUUCGAGCUCAAGCACGGCCGAUACGGCACCAAGCCACACCAGCGCUUGCGUGAGCACUUGGAGGUCCUUUACGACCAGCUUUCCGGUUUCGACAACAGUGCUUCUGUCGGUGCUUCUCUCCGAGUGGUCGAGUCUGUCCUCAGGGAUCCCGACCUCCCCUACUCGAACGUCCACGAGGUCAUGUCGACUCUCUCUGGCCGUAUUCCCCAGAAGCUCGAGGACGAGAUCCGAAGCAUCCUCGACUCUGGCCGUGCCAAGCAGCUCGAGUUCCCCAGUCUCAAGCUCCAGCGCACCAUCGACAACUUUAUCGAGGAGAAUGUGGCACCCAAGGAGAGGGCUCAGGUCGUCGCCGCCAUUGCUCCCCUCAAGGUCUUGAUCGACGCCUUCUUCCACGGGCUCAAGGUCCACGAGUGGAGGACUUGGGCCAACAUGCUCAACUUCUUUGCCGAUGUCGAGGAGCCCUUCGCCGAUUCUACCCGCACCCAGGAGAAUGUGGUGCUCAAGCUCCGAGAGGACAAUGACAACAUUGAUCAGGUCGUCAAGCUCGUGCUCUCGCACGGCAAGAUUGCUUCCAAGUCCAAGUUCCUCUUGACUUUGCUUGAUGUCAUCAAGUCCGAGUCUCCCCGUGCGUCUAUGACUCCUGAGAGCGGUGUCAACGAGGCUUUGAGCCGACUUGCGGCUCUCGACAGCCGACCUACUGCCAAGGUCGCCCUCAAGGCCAAGGAGGUUUUGAUCGUUGGAUCUCUCCCCAGUUACGAGGAGAGGUUGGGUCAGUUGGAGCACCUCCUCAAGUCUUCCAUCACCACCAACUACUAUGGCGAGAAGGGUUCCGGCCAGCGACUUCCUUCUGCCGACGUGCUUAAGGAGGUUACCGACUCUCGAUACACCGUCUUCGAUGUGCUUAGCACCUUCUUUGACCACGAGGACCCUUACGUCUCUCUUGCGGCCCUCGAGGUCUACGUUCGACGAGCGUACCGAGUCUACAAUGUCUUGAACCUCGACUAUGAACCUGGAGAGAAGGGUGGCGAGCCCCACAUUGUGACUUGGCGAUUCAAGCUCAGCGGCAACCAGGACGAGCCCCGUACUCCCCGAGUCGACUCUACCAAGGACUUUACUCGUAUCGCGAGCAUGUCUGACCUCAGCUACGUUGUCAGCACCAAGGCUGAGCCUAUCCGAUUCGGUCUCAUGACUUCUUACAACCACUUUGCCGACCUCGUCGAGGGCUUCCCCAAGCUCCUCGCUAGGUACCCCGCCUUCAGCUCCGUCGAGCACCAGGACAAGUUUGGCAAGGACGCUCGUCACCCCCACGUAAUGAACGUCGCCCUUCGUCUCUUCAACGGCGACCGCGAGACUUCCGACAAUGAGCUCAACGAGCGUGUCCACGCUCUCGCCAACCAGUACGCCGAGCAGAUCAGCAACAAGGGUAUUCGAAGAGUCAGCUUUGUCGUCUGCCGACAGGACCAGUACCCGUCGUACGUGACUUUGCGUCAGUCGAGUGAUGGUGUCUGGAAGGAGGAGGAGGCUAUCCGAAACAUUGAGCCCGCUCUUGCUUACCAGCUCGAGCUUGGACGACUCUCCAACUUCAAGAUCACUCCUCAGCCCUCGUCCAACCGACAGAUCCACGUCUACCACGCUGUCGGCCGUGAGAACACCUCCGAUGUGCGAUUCUUUGUCCGAGCUCUUCUUCGACCUGGUCGAUUCCAGGGCGAGAUGCAAGUCAAGGAGUACCUCAUCUCCGAGACUGACCGACUUGUCGGCGAUAUCCUCGAUACCCUCGAGGUUGUCAGCUCUCAGUACCGACAGAACGACUGCAACCACAUCAUGGUCAACUGCGUCUACAACCUCAACGUCACUUUUGACGACUUGCAGGAGGCUUUGGCUGGGUUCAUUGAGCGUCACGGUAAGAGGUUGUGGAGGCUCCGUGUCACUCAGGCCGAGAUCAGGGUUGUGAUUGAGGAUGGCGAGGGUAACGUUGUGCCUAUCCGAUCAUUCAUCGAGAACGUUUCCGGUUUCGUCGUCAAGUACGAGGCUUACCAGGAGGUCGACGAUGCCAAGGGCAGGCCUCUUCUCAAGUCUAUCGGCGACAGCGGACAGUUCCACCUCCAGCCCGUCAACUCUCCCUACACCACCAAGGAGUCUCUCCAGCCCCGACGAUACCAGGCUCAUGUCAUUGGUACCACCUACGUCUACGACUUCCCUGACCUGUUCCGACAGGCUGUUGACAAGGCUUGGCGCAACUUGCAGGCUGUCAUGCCCAACGUCAAGAUCCCCACUGAAUUGCUUUCCGCUGUCGAGUUGGUCUUUGACGAGCAAGGAGAACUUCAAGAGGUCAGCAGGGCUCCUGGAUUGAACACUUGCGGUAUGGUUGCUUGGGUUUACACUCUCAAGACUCCCGAGUACCCCAAGGGCCGACAGGUCGUUGUCAUCUCCAACGAUAUCACCUACCAGAUCGGUUCCUUCGGUCCUUCCGAAGACGAGUACUUCUAUAAGGCCACUCAGUACGCCCGAAAGCACGGUCUUCCCCGAAUCUACCUCUCUGCCAACUCUGGUGCCCGUAUCGGUCUUGCUGAGGAGGUGAUGGCCCUCUUUGACGUUUCUUGGCGCGAGCCUGGAAAGCCCGAGAAGGGCUUCGACUACCUGUACCUGACCGACGCCAACUUUGACAAGCUCAACGCUAUGGGUACUGGAAGCGUCAUCACUGACGAGAUUGAGGUCAACGGUGAGAGGAGGCACAAGAUUGCUUCCAUCAUUGGUCUCAAGGACGGUUUGGGUGUCGAGUGUUUGCGAGGCUCUGGUUUGAUUGCCGGUGAAACCUCGAGGGCCUACGACGACAUCUUCACCAUCUCCAUGGUCACUGCUCGAUCCGUCGGUAUCGGUGCCUACCUUGUCCGACUUGGUCAGCGAGUUGUCCAGGUCGAAGGCCAGCCCAUCAUCCUUACCGGUGCUCAAGCCAUCAACAAGGUGCUGGGUAAGGAGGUUUACACCAGUAACAUCCAGUUGGGUGGCCCUCAGAUCAUGUACAAGAACGGUAUCUCACACUUGACCGCUGCCAGCGACUUGGACGGUGCUUUGCAGAUCAUCAACUACUUGUCUUUCGUUCCUGAGCGAAAGUCUCGAGCUAUCCCUGUUCUCCCCACCGGUGACCACUGGGACCGUUCCGUCGAGUGGAAGCCCACCAAGGCUCCUUACGACCCUCGAAACUUCUUGGCUGGUUGCACUGAGGAGGUGGACGGCGUGCAGACUUGGAAGUCUGGUAUCUUGGACAAUGGCAGUUUCUUCGAGACUAUGGGCGGAUGGGCCCAGACCAUUGUCACUGGUCGAGGAAGGAUCAGCGGUAUCCCCGUUGCCGUCAUCGCCGCCGAGACCCGAUCUAUCGAGCGAGUGGACCCCGCCGACCCUGCCAACGAGAACUCUCAAGAGAGCCGAGUCUCACUUGCCGGUACCGUGUGGUUCCCCGACAGUUCCAGAAAGACUGCCACCGCCAUCGAGGAUGCCAACCGAGAGGAACUUCCUCUUGUUAUCUUUGCCAACUUCCGAGGUUUCUCUGGCGGUAUGUCCGACAUGGCCCAGGCUAUCUUAAAGGAGGGUGCCAAGAUCGUCGACGGACUCAGCAGCUACAAGCAGCCCGUCAUUGUCUACCUUGUCCCCAACGGAGAGCUGCGUGGUGGUGCUUGGGUCGUUCUCGACCCCUCGAUCAACCCCGAGCACAUGACCAUGUUUGUCGACAACGACUCUCGAGGUGGUGUCUUGGAGCCUGAGGGUAUUGUCGAGGUCAAGUACCGACGACCCAAGGUCCAGGCUACCAUGGCCCGAUUGGACGCAGAAUACGCGCGACUCAAGAAGGAGGCUGAAAACCCCAACGCCACUCCUGAAGAGAAGCUCGCCGCUACCGCCAAGUUGGAAGCUCGUGAGAAGCACCUUGCGCCCGCUUACCAGUCUAUUGCUAUCGAGUUUGCCGACCUUCACGACCGAAGCGGGCGAAUGAAGGCGAAGGCUGACUGCGAGCCUUGUGACUGGGAGAACUCUCGACGGGCGAUCUACUGGUCUUUGAGGAAGAAGUUGAACGAGAUUCGAGUCCUCAAGAAGCUCCAGAACGCCAACCCCGAGCUCAGCUACCCCGAAAGACAAGCCAUCCUCGACCAGCUUGUUCCCUUCGACGCUGCUUCUUCCGACAGCGAGAAGGCUGCGUUCAUUGAAAAGUCUUCAGACGUAAUUGAGGAGUAUGUGCAGAGAUUGCGAGACCAGUUCUGCUCAGAGACAAUGGUUUCUUGGGUUGGUACCAACCAGGACGGUGUCAUGUCUGGUUUCAAGAAGAUCCUUGAAGGUCUCUCUCCCGAGCAAAAGGCGCAGGUGUUGGCCGAGCUUGGCGUUUGAAUGGACAAGAAUGGGAAGAAGUGAUUGAAGGGGCGCCAGACGUUGAUACAAGGACUGAUCAGGGGCUCAGAAGUGGUAAUGUUUCCUUAACAUACAGUAGCAUUUGUACAUAUACCAAUUGGGAUUUUUCCGCAUGCCUCUCAGGGCAGUUCGAUAUUUUAUUACUUUCAUAGAUGCAAUUCCCUUACGACUAU